Molecule: messenger RNA, 1977 nt
Organism: Pipistrellus nathusii (Nathusius's pipistrelle)
Lineage: Eukaryota; Metazoa; Chordata; Mammalia; Chiroptera; Vespertilionidae
Source: the annotation of a GenBank genome assembly
AUGGUGGCCCGCCUGCUGCUGCGCGCUUGGCCCCGGGUCGCUGCCGGCGGCCCGGGAGCCCCCCGGCGGCCCCUGAGCGCCGGCUCGGGGCCCGGCCAGUACCUGCAGCGCAGCAUUGUGCCCACCAUGCACUACCAGGACAGCCUGCCCAGGCUGCCUGUUCCCAAACUUGAAGACACCAUUAGAAGAUACCUCAGUGCACAGAAGCCUCUCUUGGAUGAUGGGCAGUUCAGGAAAACAGAAGAAUUUUGCAAGAAUUUUGAAAAUGGGAUUGGACAAGAACUGCACAAUCAGUUGGUUGCUCAGGACAAGCAGAAUAAACAUACGAGCUACAUUUCAGGCCCCUGGUUUGAUAUGUACUUAACUGCUCGAGACCCUAUUGUCCUGAACUUUAAUCCAUUUAUGGCAUUCAACCCUGACCCCAAAUCUGAGUAUAAUGAUCAGCUCACCCGGGCGACCAACAUGACGGUCUCUGCCGUCCGGUUUCUGAAGACACUCCGGGAUGGCCUUUUGGAACCAGAAGUGUUCCACCUGAACCCUGCUAAAAGUGACACUGACACCUUUAAGAAACUCAUACGCUUUGUGCCUUCCUCUCUGUCUUGGUAUGGUGCCUACUUGGUCAAUGCGUAUCCACUGGAUAUGUCCCAGUAUUUCCGACUUUUCAAUUCAACUCGUUUACCCAGACCCAGUCGGGAUGAACUCUUCACUGAUAACAAGGCCAGACACCUCCUGGUCCUAAGAAAAGGACAUUUCUAUGUCUUUGAUGUCCUGGAUCAAAAUGGGAACAUCGUGAGCGCCUCUGAAAUCCAGGCUCAUCUGAAGUACAUUCUCUCAGACAACAGCCCUGCCCCCGAGUUUCCACUGGCAUAUCUGCCCAGUGAGAACAGAGACAUCUGGGCAGCGCUCAGGCAGAAGCUGGAGAGCGGUGGCAACGAGGAGACCCUGAGGAAAGUGGACUCUGCUGUGUUCUGUCUCUGCCUAGAUGACUUCCCCAUUAAGGACCUUGUCCACUUGUCCCAUACCAUGCUGCACGGUGACGGCACAAACCGCUGGUAUGAUAAAUCCUUUAACCUCAUUAUAGCCAAGGACGGCACUGCCGCUGUCCACUUUGAGCAUGCUUGGGGCGAUGGGGUUGCAGUGCUCAGGUUUUUCAAUGAAGUGUUUAAAGACAGCACUCAGGCCCCUGCCAUCACUCCACAGAGCCAGCCGGCCAGCACUGACUCCUCUGCUGCUGUGCAGAAGCUCAACUUCAAGCUGAACGAUGCCAUAAAGACGGGCAUCAUUGCUGCUAAGGAAAAGUUUGAUGCCACCAUGAAGACCCUCACCGUUGACUGCAUCCAGUUUCAGAGAGGAGGCAAAGAAUUCCUGAAGCAGCAGAAGCUGAGCCCUGACUCGGUGGCCCAGCUGGCCUUCCAGAUGGCCUUUCUGCGGCAGUAUGGGCAGACGGUGGCCACCUACGAGUCCUGCAGCACUGCAGCGUUCAAGCACGGCCGCACCGAGACCAUCCGCCCCGCCUCCGUCUUCACGAAGAGGUGCUCCGAGGCCUUUGUCAGGGAAGCUUCCAAGCACAGUGCUGCAGAGCUGAAGCAGAUGAUGGCCGAGUGCUCCAAGUACCACGGCCAGCUGACCAGAGAAGCCGCCAUGGGCCAGGGCUUUGACCGACACUUAUUUGCUCUGCGGUACCUGGCAGCAGCCCAAGGGAUUGCCCUGCCUGAGCUGUAUCUGGACCCUGCAUACGGGCAGAUAAACCACAACAUCCUGUCCACUAGCACCCUGACCAGCCCAGCAGUGAACAUUGGUGGUUUUGCACCCGUGGUUCCUGAUGGCUUUGGCGUUGGGUAUGCCGUUCAUGACAACUGGAUAGGCUGCAACGUCUCCUCCUACACAAGCCGCAAUGCCCGGGAGUUUCUCCAAUGUGUGCACAAGGCCUUAGAAGACAUGUUUGAUGCCAUGGAAGGCAAAUCCGUCAGAACUUAG